AUGCCUACCUUCAAAGUCUUCAAGGGUUCCGAGGAUGGCUAUCCCAAGGAAAGCACUGCCACCAAGCUCGAUGAGCCCGUUGGCGACAAUGUUCUGAAAAAAUGCUGUGGCCACUGUCUUCUUUGUCUUCAAGGAGAAGAAGUGUUCUGCCGCGAACGAAGCAUCUAUGGCUUCCAGAACGUUGACGAAGGUAGUUUUGCGAGUCAAUCCGUGUGGAACGAGGCGUUCCUCCACGUCGUCCCUGACUCCAUCUCUGAUGAGGACGCAGCACCUCUUCAAUGUGGUGGAGCUACUGCGUUUACGGCUCUCGGGGGAGCCAAGCCUACGGCCACUGUAGCUAUCAUGGGUGUCGGGGGACUCGGUCACCUUUGCAUCCAAUUUACCAACAAGCUUGGAUACCGCGUUGUUGUCCUUUCCGGAAUCAACAGCAAGCGAGAGGAAGCCCUCCAGCUUGGCGCCCAUAAGUUCAUCUCCAUGGCUAACUACAAGCCCGAGGACUUUGAAGAUGAGUGGAGAAUCAAUCGUCUGCUCAUUGCAACAUCCAUGGGAGAUCCUGUUACCAUUGUUGGCGCUGUUGUAUACGCUCUCUCUGUUUCGUUCGCCAAUUUAGAGAUGCCUUAUAUGCCAUUCAUUCUUGACGGAAUCUCGGUGAAGGGACCUCUUGUCGCCACCAGGACUGUUCACCGUGAGAUGCUCGCAUUUGCCGCAUUCCACGAAAUCAAGCCCGUGGUAGAGACGUUUCCACUGACCGUGGAGGACAUGAGAGAAGCAAUGGACAAGCUAGAUAGCGGCAAGGUUCAUUUCAAGGCCGUUCUAAUCGUCAAAUAA
Messenger RNA from Clonostachys rhizophaga, 828 nucleotides. The record is from the annotation of a GenBank genome assembly. NCBI's taxonomy places the organism in Eukaryota, Fungi, Ascomycota, Sordariomycetes, Hypocreales, Bionectriaceae.